Triticum turgidum subsp. durum (durum wheat) is the source of this 414-nucleotide messenger RNA. The record is from the annotation of a GenBank genome assembly. NCBI's taxonomy places the organism in Eukaryota, Viridiplantae, Streptophyta, Magnoliopsida, Poales, Poaceae.
AUGGAUCUUUCACCGAGUUUAUCACAGCAUCAAGAUACUUCGCAAGGCACAGAUUCUGAUGGCGAGACCGUAGGAUCAAUGCUUAGGCGCAUAAGGAAAAGGCUGGAUGGGGUAAGCAGGAAGUAUGACAACAAUGAUAAUCAUCCAGUAUCAUCUGAUGAAGAAACAUUGCAAAAACGAAAGCGCAGAACCAAAACUAGGGAGCUGCCAUUGGAGAGUCUUUCACCGAUCAUAUCACAGCAUCAAGAGACUUCACAAGGCACGGAUUCUGACGAUGAGACCAUAGGACCUGUGCUUAGAACCGAAACUAAAGAGCUGCUGUUGAUGGAUCUUUCACCGAGUAUAUCACAGCAUCAAGAGACUUCGCAAGGCACGGAUUCUGAUGGCGAGACCAUGGGAUCAAUGCUUAGGUGA